AUGGACAUUACCGUUCGCGUCGAAGUGCAGUACGUGGCGCCCGAGCACGCGCUCAUCCGCGACGUGCUGCAGAUGUUCCGCACGCCCGCGUGGGUGCGCUUCAUGGUGCGCUACAUCUCGCCGCACCUCAAGAACGCGGCCCCUGCCGACAAGUCGGUCAUGGACAGUCUGUUCUCCUGGACCGUCGGCACCACUACUACCACCACCAGCAGCAGCAGCAGCAGCAGCAACAGCAGCAGCAGCAACAGUGACCACCAGUGCAGCAGCAGCAGCAAAGGCGCCAAGCGCCCCAUCUCGCGCGUCUCGUCUUGCCCGUCGACCACCGACGACUGCGUCAUCUGCCUGAGUCAGCUCCAGAGCAGCGUCGACGAGUUCGUGGCGCUGCCGUGCGGCCACCAGUUCCACUUGCCGUGCAUCCGCUCGUGGCUCAAGCUCCGCAGCACGUGUCCGACGUGCCGCUUCCAGUUCCGCAAGGCCUUUUCCGGCAGCUACGCCGUGCGGACGCUCAACUCGGCGCUGCUGCUCAAGCACGAGCACCGACCGCUCUUGAAGGAGCAGAUCCUCAACACGUGCGUCGGCCGCGAGACGGUCCGCGCCGUCGUGAACGUCACGCUGAGCCAGAUCGCCGCGCACGCCAAGCAGAGCCAGUACCCGUGCGUGCUCAACGCGCUCAUGAUGCACUCGAACGGCGACAGCUUCACCGAGUUGGCGGCGUCGGCCGACGCUGCGCUGGCCAAGAGCAAGAGCAGCGACAAGGAGACGACGACGACGACGGACGAGGGCAGUAGCAGUAGCAGCAGCAGCAGCAGCAGUAGCGAGCCACGGACGAAGCGACUGCGAGUGGCCUAA
This is a messenger RNA of Hyaloperonospora brassicae, 849 nucleotides long. The record is from the annotation of a GenBank genome assembly. Lineage: Eukaryota; Oomycota; Peronosporomycetes; Peronosporales; Peronosporaceae.